CCCUUGUACAAGGACACUUCCAUCAGCUGCCGCCGCCCGAACCGAGCAGUAACAAUGCCCGAUAGUUCUGCGCCCAAAGCUGUCGCCUCAGUGGCCGGAGGGAGCGGCGCGGGGAAGAAGAAAGGAGCCUAUCAGGACAGGGACAAACCGGCGCAGAUUCGCUUCAGUAACAUCUCCGCGGGCAAAGCGGUGGCUGAUGCCGUCAGGACCAGUCUGGGACCAAAGGGAAUGGACAAAAUGAUUCAGGAUGGAAAAGGAGAUGUGACUAUUACAAAUGAUGGUGCAACUAUUCUGAAACAGAUGCAGGUUCUGCACCCAGCAGCCAAAAUGCUUGUUGAGUUAUCUAAAGCUCAAGACAUUGAAGCAGGAGAUGGAACAACGUCCGUUGUAGUUAUUGCUGGAGCCCUGCUCGAUGCAUGUGCCAAGCUGCUGCAGAAAGGAAUCCAUCCCACCACCAUUUCAGAAUCCUUCCAGUUGGCCUCAGAAAAGGCUAUAGAAGUUCUCACUAGUAUGUCCCAGUCUGUUGAAUUAAGUGACCAAGAUACACUACUAAACAGUGCAACAACCUCCCUGAACUCAAAGGUUGUGUCCCAGUACUCAAGUUUACUUGCUCCAAUGAGUGUGGAUGCCGUAAUGAAGGUUAUUGAUCCGCAGACGGCCAACAGUGUGGAUCUUAGAGAUAUCAAAAUUGUCAAGAAACUUGGAGGAACCAUUGAUGAUUGUGAAUUGGUUGAUGGCCUUGUCCUCACUCAGAAAGUUGCAAAUACUGGAGUAACCCGGGUUGAGAAAGCCAAGAUUGGGCUGAUUCAGUUCUGUUUGUCGGCACCAAAAACUGAUAUGGACAAUCAGAUUGUGGUUUCAGACUAUGCUCAGAUGGACAGAGUUCUGCGCGAGGAACGAACUUACAUCCUUAACCUGGUGAAACAAAUCAAGAAAGCGGGUUGCAAUGUUCUUCUCAUUCAGAAGUCGAUUUUAAGGGAUGCUCUAAGUGAUCUCGCUUUACACUUUCUGAAUAAGAUGAAAAUAAUGGUGGUGAAAGAGAUUGAGAGAGAAGAUAUUGAAUUCAUAUGUAAGACAAUAGGAACCAAACCAGUUGCACACAUAGACCAGUUUACAGCUGAUAUGCUGGCAUCCGCUGAACUUGCUGAAGAAGUUAGUCUGAAUGGUUCUGGGAAACUAGUUAAGAUAACUGGUUGUGCCAACCCUGGUAAAACUGUUACAAUAGUAGUGCGCGGUUCCAACAAAUUGGUCAUUGAGGAAGCCGAGCGUUCCAUUCAUGAUGCCCUGUGCGUUAUACGCUGCUUAGUCAAGAAGAGAGCUCUGAUUGCUGGAGGUGGUGCCCCUGAGAUUGAACUCUCCCUGCGUUUGAAUGAAUAUGCCCGAGCACUGAGCGGCAUGGAGUCCUACUGUAUUCGAGCCUUUGCAGAUGCCUUGGAGAUUAUUCCUUUCACACUGGCUGAAAAUGCUGGACUCAACCCCAUAUCAACUGUAACAGAACUGAGAAACAGACAUGCGCAGGGUGAAAAAACUGCCGGAAUCAACGUCAGAAAGGGAGGAAUUUCCAAUAUUUUGGAAGAACUUGUUGUCCAGCCCUUGUUGGUAUCUAUCAGCUCUCUAACGCUGGCUACAGAGACUGUGCGCAGUAUUCUUAAGAUUGAUGAUGUGGUGAACACUCGAUAAACUCCGCAAUGAAUUGCUGUUUGGCUUUUUUGAAAAACUGAGCUAAGGAAACCACGGUGGAGAUCAAAGCUGGCUGCGUUGUUCAACUACUUGUCAGCACUUAAUUUAAUAAAAUUGUGACUGUAAUGAC
Xenopus laevis (African clawed frog) is the source of this 1810-nucleotide messenger RNA. RefSeq names its product chaperonin containing TCP1 subunit 4 S homeolog (gene cct4.S). Gene Ontology annotation, molecular function: ATP-dependent protein folding chaperone; ATP hydrolysis activity; ATP binding. Gene Ontology annotation, cellular component: cytoplasm; chaperonin-containing T-complex. The record is from RefSeq and is marked predicted. Gene Ontology annotation, biological process: protein folding. Lineage: Eukaryota; Metazoa; Chordata; Amphibia; Anura; Pipidae.